GCGAACAGGGAAGUCGUUUGUUAUUGUCGAGUAAAGCCUGCUUCGAAAUUACACACUUAUGGACGGAGAAAGAUUACUUCUGAGUCUUCUGUGUCUUUUGAGUCUGCCUGUAGUUGUCUCUGGUGGUUGUCCAACGUCACCUUUCACAGAUUCGAAUGGAUAUAUCGAAUCUCCAGGCUUCAACACAGCUCAAUCUUAUGACGAUAACGUGUUAUGUAUGUACAGAAUAGUAGUGCCCGCUAAUCGAAGGGUAAUUCUUGAGUUCAAAAAGCUCUCUAUCUUGGGAACUAUGCCGAACUGUGAGGGAGAUUCUUUGGAAAUACUUGUCGGAUGCAACAACGCAUCCAUCGGUAAAUUCUGUUCUUGUUCGGAUUUGACAAUGCCGAACAAAAUCUACUCCCUCGACAACUGUAUGACCCUAAUUUUCAAGUCUGAUGAGUCAAAGAGAGCUGAAGGCUUUGAAGCAGAGUACACCUCAAUAGAUAACAGCACAGAAUUGGAUCCUAAUUCAAACUGCAGUAGUACCAAGCUCCUGGGAUCGUCUAAUGGAACAUUCUUCACUCCCAACUGGCCAUUGACGUAUCCUCCAGAUGCUGCUUGUUCGUGGACAUUUAGUCCUCCAGAAGAAAAGAUUGUUCGCCUGUUUUUCAUGAGCUUUGAAAUGGAGGGAAAACAUGAAUGUGACGCGAACAGGCCGUCCGUGACUGCAGAUGAAAUACGCAUUAAUGGUACGAAUUCAACAGGGGGUAAAGGUGACAUUGUUCCAAGGAUUUGUGCAAAGCCAGACACGCUCUAUUACACUAUCAAGCAAAUGCGGGCAGUCACGGUCAGAUUUUCAUCAAAUCGUAGAGAUGAGUCUUCUGGAGCUAUUGCUGGUUAUGCUAGUUACAAAAAAGAUACUUUCAACUCAUCAUCUCCUGGGUAAGACAAACAUGUUAUUUCAUGAUUGUUGUAAAUAUAUUAUUAUAUAUGGGUCGAUAGGGCUCGACACUUACUCUUAUCCACUGUCCUUUGGAAAGUAAAGUUACUUCUUGGAAAGUGAAAAAUUGAAAAAGAACCAAAAUACUUAUCUGGUCUGAAGUAAAUUUUGGGCUAUGCUGGAAAGUGCCUUUUAUCUUAAAAAAGCUUCAGCGAAAGACAUGUACACGUAUAAAAAAAUAAUCAAAAACUUAUGAAAAAAAUAAUCAGAUCCAACAAUGAUUUUCUGUCUUCAAAAGGACGGGUUCACACCAUUCUAGCAUUUACCGAUCCGUCAUAUUGGAGUAUUGAGAGAGCUGCUGAGUUACCCACCUGAAUCAACGAUGAACUUGUACUACAACCAAAAUACGCCAUUUUUCCAUCACUGAAGUGGGGGGAGGGUUGGUUGUAAUUGCGUUUGACAAAGUGAAACACAAACCUAAUUUUGACCUGUGGCUUUCCAGAGUUGGUCUCCUUGUGCAUGGUUGUAGGCCAAAAAAACCACAUUCCUGUAAGGACACCAAAAUGGCCACCCCGCUUGAUUUUUGCAGGGGCAUGCCACGGCCAGUA
Orbicella faveolata is the source of this 1527-nucleotide messenger RNA. Its product is annotated as procollagen C-endopeptidase enhancer 2-like. The record is from RefSeq and is a predicted model, not a curated record. NCBI's taxonomy places the organism in Eukaryota, Metazoa, Cnidaria, Anthozoa, Scleractinia, Merulinidae.